Molecule: messenger RNA, 1393 nt
Organism: Rhopalosiphum maidis (corn leaf aphid)
Lineage: Eukaryota; Metazoa; Arthropoda; Insecta; Hemiptera; Aphididae
Exons: 4
Coding region: 344-619 (91 amino acids)
Source: RefSeq, a predicted model, not a curated record
UAGUUACUCAAACUCCAAACCGUACACACACAUAUUACCUCCAUACCAGUUUUUUUUUUAUUUAUUUAUCGUUUUUGUACAUUUCGGUAAAUAUAUUUUACAUAAAUAUCAUAUACUAACGCUCCGCUGUCGCAGUGUAAUACUUGUUGUACACCGCGGCGACCAUUCGUACAACUCCACUCGUCGCCGUUUGCACCGUCACGAACGACGACCCAUAUCACAACUACCUGUUGGACCUAUACACAUCAUAAUAUAAUAUUUAUUAUAUUUUCCAACGUCCCGAUUCCGGCUGGUUUCGUUGCAUAUUUUCCCCGCCGAACGCAAAUAAAAAAACAUAUACAAAAUGGUUUCCGUACAAAGGGUGUUGAUCGUCCUGUGCAUCGUCGUGUGUCACCUAAUGGUCGCGUCAGCUCAAUUCAACUUUGGCGAUUUCCUGUCCAACGUCGAACAGUCUAGUAAUCGAGAUCCCAGAGAAAACCGAGGUCCAGUUCUGUUCCCAGCAACACAACCCGGUUCUGAGACCAGCGGCGUGGUAGUAGGAGCUUCGGGAUUCGGAUUCGUACCGCCUGGUGGCAACAAACAACCACCACAGGGCCAGAACAUUUUCAGCUUCUGGUGAUGAUGACGAGAUCCGAUAACGAAACACACUGCAAGUAGAUUGAAUUUCCUACGCGUUUCACCCGGUAAUGGAUAGCAAAUAUAUACUUGUCAAUGCGAGAUCUCUACAAAUAAUAUAAUAACACAAAUUAAGAAUAAUAAUAUACUAUACGCACAUUACAUUAUAUCUGUACAAAUCGAUUAUAUUAUGUUAUAUACUCACGUUUUGAAUAUCACAUCGACAAAUUCAUAAAUAAUACAUAUAGGUAUACAAAUAAUAUAUAUAAUAAAAUAUACCUAUAUGUAUACGUAUAUACAUGCGUAGCAAUAAUAUCGUGCGCACGAUUGUAUAUAUAUAUAAUGCCUUGUAAACGUAUUAUCUGAAUUUGUACAGAUAUGAGUAUAUAUAGGUAUACUCUAGAGUUUUCUUAAUUUAUUUUAUUACAUAUUGUACAUAAUUUUCAAGUCUCUUAUGUCUAAUAAUUUAUUUUAUAGCGAAUAUAUUACAACCGUCUUAGGCUAGUUACCAAUUAUUAUUAAACAUAUACUGAUAUAUAUUAUUUACCUAUAUAUAUAUAUAUAUAUAUAGAUUUACCAUAUUAUUAUAUUCUUUAAAGGUAUUGUAAUUUUAAGAAUAAAGCAUUAUGUAUUUGUGGUUACCGUAUUUAUAACGCGCGUAUCCGACUAGUAUACCUUACCUAUACACCGAACAAUUUUGAUGUAUGCAUACAACGAAAAUAUUGUAAAACAACGAAACAUGAUUUUAUUGCAAUAAAGUUACUACUAUAUAUUAUUA